Molecule: messenger RNA, 510 nt
Organism: Cutaneotrichosporon oleaginosum
Lineage: Eukaryota; Fungi; Basidiomycota; Tremellomycetes; Trichosporonales; Trichosporonaceae
Source: RefSeq, a predicted model, not a curated record
CUCUCACCCACUUACUCAACUCACAAUGCCUCGCUCUUCCCGUUCGUCCGCGCGCCCCGCCGCGCGCCCCGCCGCGCCUCCCGCCGGCACCCGCCAGGCCUCGACCGCCGCGUACCCCGCCCACCCUCAGCAGCACGCGCCCGUGCAGGCGCCGACGCAGGGCUCGGCCCCCGGCCUGCUCGCGCAGACCGCGUCGACUAUGGGCGGCGCCAUGGCGGGGUCCGUCAUCGGCCACGGCAUCUCCAACAUGCUUUUCGGCGGGCGUUCCGCCGAGGCACCGCCUCCCCCGUCCGAGCUGCCGGCGCAGCAGAGCCAGCCCGUGAACGCCAGCUGUGAUAUCCAGGCCAAGGACUUCACCAAGUGCCUCGAGGCCACGAACGGCGACAUGACCUCGUGCUCGUACUACCUCGAGGCCCUCAAGGCCUGCCAGGCCGCAGCGCGUCCGUACUAGAUGGUCCGUUGGGGUCAGGAGUGAAAGCAUGGUUCAUUAUGCACAGCAGUAUCCAAUGG